AGUCAGCGUGCACGCAAACGAGCGAACACGUCGAUACUGCAUUCAGACAUCCUUCUUGCAUUCCCGUCGCCGUCUGUUCCAACCAUGAACGUCUUCCGGUUGUUUGGCGACCUGUCUCACUUGGCUUCGAUUUUCAUACUUUUGCAUAAAAUACGGACCACCCGUUCAUGUCGAGGCAUAUCGUUCAAAACUCAAGCACUCUAUGUCGCCAUUUUUGCCACACGUUAUCUUGACCUGUUGUACCGCUGGGUCUCCAUCUACAACUUUGUGAUGAAGGUGUUCUUCAUUGCCAGCAGCUGCUACAUCCUCUAUCUCAUGCGAUAUCGCUUCCGGCCCACCCACGAUCCCUCUAUAGACACCUUCCGCGUCGAGUACCUCUUGGGACCAUGUGUAGUCCUCUCGCUCAUCUUCAACUACAAGUUUACUUUCACGGAAAUCCUUUGGUCGUUCUCCAUCUUCCUCGAGUCUGUAGCCAUCCUUCCUCAGCUGUUCAUGCUGCAACGAACAGGCGAAGCCGAGACAAUUACAACCCACUACUUGGCCGCGCUGGGUGUUUACCGUGCAUUGUAUAUUCCAAAUUGGAUAUACCGCUACUUUACAGACGGCGUUGUCGAUCCCAUAGCCGUGACUGCCGGAAUAGUUCAGACCGGACUGUACCUCGACUUCUUCUAUGUAUAUUUCACGAAGGUAUUACAGGGUCAAAAGUUCGAACUGCCGGCAUAACUUACGAGCUUUCAUGAGAGGAUAUGGGGUAGCAAAUUAUACAAGGGUACCUCAUGGACUGAGGACUGGAUCACUUGUCCUUCGAGAGAACCUCUUUAUAAUCUUUGCUUUCCAGCCUGGUCAGGAAAAUUAAUAACGACGUUGUAAUUUGCCUUGGACGUUAUCCAUAUAUCAGACCCUUAGAGCGACUGAUGUUGCCAGUGCCUACUCUGAGCUUGCUUGAGAAUGCCAGCAGCUGAAAUGGUUAAUCUU
This is a messenger RNA of Desarmillaria tabescens, 975 nucleotides long. Its product is annotated as ER lumen protein retaining receptor-domain-containing protein. The record is from RefSeq and is a predicted model, not a curated record. Gene Ontology annotation, biological process: endoplasmic reticulum to Golgi vesicle-mediated transport; protein retention in ER lumen. The transcript has 6 exons. Gene Ontology annotation, molecular function: ER lumen protein retrieval receptor activity. Lineage: Eukaryota; Fungi; Basidiomycota; Agaricomycetes; Agaricales; Physalacriaceae. Bases 85 to 723 code for a protein of 212 amino acids. Gene Ontology annotation, cellular component: cis-Golgi network; membrane; endoplasmic reticulum.